Messenger RNA from Pelobates fuscus (common spadefoot toad), 2389 nucleotides. RefSeq names its product carboxypeptidase N subunit 2-like. The record is from RefSeq and is a predicted model, not a curated record. Lineage: Eukaryota; Metazoa; Chordata; Amphibia; Anura; Pelobatidae. The transcript is spliced from 2 exons. The coding region runs from base 490 to 2106 and encodes 538 amino acids. Gene Ontology annotation, cellular component: extracellular matrix. Gene Ontology annotation, molecular function: protein binding.
AUAAGCAUCCACAUCAGCUCACAUCACUCAAUAUUACUUCGUUUUAACUUACACCAGUUGUGACUUUUUAUCACUCAUUUUUAUGUACCAUUUUAUGUAACUUAGUUUAUAUACUGAAAGUGUCCACUCCAUGACUCCUGUUUACUAUACUACUGCUUAAAAAAAUAUAUAGAUUCAUUUUUGCUUUGUUUUUCUGUCAAUGACAUUUUUGUCCAGUUAACAAUGAGUUGAAAAAACUGCCAUUCCAGCUCCUUACUAGCUAAGAAUAUUUCUCAACUCUGCUUGGAAAUCUAAAAGUAGAAAUAUUGUUUUGAUGUCCAAUCUUUUAAAUACGUGUUAUCUUUGCUGCUGACCGUCCCCUCCGCCCAGUAGAAAAGUGCUUCAUCAGAUCCUGUGUAUUCCAGUAAUAUUUCGCAAGUGCUUAUCCUACCAGGAAUUCAGAGUCUACACUGAGUGAUAAGGUGCUUGCUGUAUUUUCAUCCCAGUACCAUGCUAAGGAACAUGUGGAUGAGACUCAGCAUCAUCUGUGGCUGCAUAGUUCUUCAUUCUUGGUAUGCACUGAGUUGCUCAACAUCAUGUAUUUGUUUUAAAAAAGCCAAUGUUUUCUGUUUUGGUGAAUCAGUUACUGAAAUUCCCAAAGAUAUUCCAAUCAAUGCCACGGAACUCAUGUUUUUGGAAACUUCUAUAGAUAUGAUUGGCAACGCAACCAUCAUAUCAUAUGAAAUGUUAAACAAACUGGUUUUCAUGAAAAAUAACAUACAAUAUAUACAUGAAAACGCGUUUCACUUGCUUAACCUUAGAGACCUGGAAAUUUCAGCCAACCCACUAUCAGAAUUGAGGUCUGGAUUAUUUGAUGAGCUACCUGAACUUAAGAAACUCACCAUUACCUAUAAUGUCAUAUCAAUUCUUCCAUGUGGACUAUUUCUUAAUAACAAGAAGUUGGAAGUGCUCUCGUUACAAGGAAAUAACAUCUCGUUUAUUUGCAAGGAUGCAUUCAAAAACUUAUUAAAUCUGAUAGAACUCAACCUCAGUUCUAAUGAAAUCAAAACAUUACGUUUUAAUCUUUUUCAACCACUUAAACAACUCAGAAUUCUCAAACUUAAUAAUAACCAAAUACACAAUCUAUAUCCAGAUACAUUUGCACAUCUUGGAGAACUCAGAGAGCUAACACUCAAUGGGAACUAUAUUACAUCUAUCUUUAAGUACACUUUUCAAAUGUUGGUUUCUUUGGAGAAAUUAAAUCUCAUGAGCAAUUCAAUUAAAACUCUUACUUCUGAAGUUUUUGCAUCUCUCUCCAGCCUCUCCUUGCUAACCCUUGAAAGAAACCAAAUUAACGUCCUUCCCAUUAGAAUUUUUGAUGCCAUGAAAAAUUUAACCAUACUAUCAUUGUCUGAAAACAAGUUGAAGACCAUUCCAGAAAACAUUUUUUCCAACUUAGUUAAAGUUGAAAAGAUUUUCUUGUCAUACAACCAGAUUGAAAAGCUAGAAGGGGAUAUUUUUCACGGCUUGGAUUCAGUCACCCAUUUAUACCUUGACAACAACAACAUUAGUCUCAUUGAUAGCAAUGUAUUUAGCCACAUAAAGUCUUUAAAUGUCAUUGUUCUCCAUCAUAACAAACUAACCAUGCUCCCAGAAGGACUGCUUGAUGAACUAUACAACAUGUACUCUUUGGUUCUUCAUGAUAAUCCAUGGUUGUGCGACUGUUCACUGUCCUAUCUUCUAAAGUGGAUAAAGGAGAACCAGGAUUUAACACAGGUUUCGGAAAUUGAAUGUGCAGGACCAGAUAAUAAAAUAGGGAAAUCAAUCCAGCUAUUGCACAUAAAAGAUCUUGAAUGUCCAAUUGUUGAAAACGAUCCUGACAUCUUGUCACACAGUCUAUUACAAGGUGGUCAGCGGCUUCAGAAAAGUCACAAUGUUUGCAAUUACAACCUUAUCAAUGGAACAUUGUACUUUGAUUGUGAUUUGACUGUGUGUAACAGCAUGAAUGUCCAGGUUAGCGUAAGGCAGGAUUCAAACCCAAGCACAUUCACCCAUACUCCUAGUGACAUCCUACCUCAUUGCACUGACACUAAAAUCAAUGUUGUCAUCACUACUGGAACCACAUAAAUAACUUUCAAUUAAAUGACUUAAUUUUAACAAAUUCAUACAUGCCAACAUUUAUCAAAAAUACAGUUUGUGUAAAUUCGUAGGAAUUAUUUUCUUAUAAUAUUAACUCUAUCAUUGUAUAUUUAAAAAGAUACUAAUACCGAUAACAUAAAAUAUGGGUCACCAUCAGGAGAUGGUAGAGUUAUGUGUAUGUGUCUGGAAAAUUGUAAAUGUCAUGGUCAUGAAGCAAAUUACAUUACACAAUGGCAUUGCCUUUAAAUGUAAUGUGUUUAUUAAAGGAACA